AUGGCGUUAUUAAAGAAAAUAUCUGAUCGGAAUCAAAACCUUUUACGGGCUUCGACAUAUAUAAACAGUUUCAAAAGAGUCGUUGAGGAAUUGGUUUAUAACUCACUUGAUGCAGACUCUACUUCGAUAGCAAUUAGAGUUUGCAUAGACAAUAAAUAUAUCCAAGUGCUGGAUAAUGGUAUAGGUAUUACUAAGGAUAAUUUUAGGCUUUUAGGAGACAAAUAUGUUACAAGCAAAUUCAUAGAUGUCACUUCCCUAAAAUGUACAUCAGAUAAAUAUGGGUACAAAGGUAUUUCUUUGGCAAGUAUUAUAGAAGUUUCUGAACAUGUAAAAAUAUCUUCAAAAUUUAAAAACUCGCAAGAAACCUGGAUGAAGAAGUUUUGUAAAGGCAGUGUAGAAGAAUUUAUUUUAACAACUUCAAGACCAUCUAAAGGAACCACUGUAGAAAUCUCAGGCUUUCUUUACAAUCUUAAUAUUCAAAGAAAAUCUAUAAAUUUAUUAAAGGAAUUAAGCAAUAUCAAAUUGGCUCUAGAGCAGCUAUCGUUGGCUCAUUGUAAUGUCUCAUUUAGCCUCAGAGAUGAUUCUAAAAAUGAAAUUAUUUUUAAAAUUCAUAAAAAUAGGAAUAUAUACCAGACAUUGUGGUCUCUUUUUGAAAUAAAUAGGAAUGAUUUAAAAGAUCUUCAAGUAGAAAAAAAUCAAUAUAAGGUGAAAGCAUACAUUGGUAAGGAUUGUUUGGUAUCGAAGAAGUAUCAAUGGGUUUUUUUAAAUGGAAGAUUUAUUUCAAAAACAUUUCUACAUAUAAAAAUUCAUGAAAAUUUUACUAGGAAAAACUUCAACAAGACAAAAGUAAAGUUUACAGAUGAAUACAAUUUUAAUUGUAAAAUUCCAUUUUACUUUAUUUUUAUAAUGUGUCCUAACUAUGAUUAUGAUUUUAACUAUAAUCAAAGACAAACUUUUGUUGAAUUUAAAAACUGUGAAGAAGUUAAUAACCUCAUUAAAAAAUUAAUAAACUUAUACUAUGGAGACAUUAAAGUAAAGCCAUUAGUUGUUAGAGAAGAAAUAAAUGAAGAUUAUAAUAAUGACACAAGAAAAAAAGUCAAAGAAAUUAUGGAGAAAAUAUUAAAUAAAAAUGAGAGAAAAGCCAAUAUAACACAACUACAAAAUGGUAUAAAAGAACAUUCAAGGACCAAACAAGUUAAAACAACGUAUGAUUUAUUAAAAACUAACGAGAAUAAAGAAAAAAAUCCCAUCAAUAUAUUUACAGAUCCUCAAAACAAUGUUAUUGAAGAAAGUAUCGACUCCUGUAUGUCUCAAAUUUUCGAGGAAAAAUUAAAAAAAAAUACUGAUUAUAAUGAUGACGAAAAGUAUUAUGAAGACGCUAUUUACAAUCAUUUUGCAGAAGAUGUUCACGAUAAAUUUGAAAUAUUCGAACCACGUGUUAAAAAUGUGAAAGAAAUUGUUUCUAAGAACCUAAAUAAAGUAAAUGACAAAAUCAACAAAGAUAAUGCAGAUUUGAUAUUUAGUUCUGAAUCAUUGCAGCAAGCCCAAAUAUUGGGACAAGUAGAUAAGAAAUUUAUAGCCGCUAGAAUGCAAAGUCGAUAUUCUAGCGGUGGAAAAUCAUCCCAUUUUUUAACUUUAUUUGAUCAACAUGCUGUAGAUGAGAGAGUAAGACUUGAAAGGAACUUAUCAGAUUAUUUCGACGGAAACAAAUGGAAAAGCGUCGCAUUCGAGAAAUUUCAAUUGAAACUUAGUCAUGAUGAUUAUUUUUAUCUUUACAAUUAUAAAGACAAAUUUACUCAAUUUGGAUUACAGUGGACAUUCGCUGAAAAGCAUGUAUUAAUUCAUGCUGUGCCGGAAGCAAUUUUAGGUAAAAAUCCUAGAAAGGCGGAAAUUAUUUUCACAGCUAUUAAAAAGCUUAUCUCUGAACAGAUUGAUUUAAUACAAUCAAGCAGAGGUAAUGUUUCUUCAUACCCAAAGUGUAUAAUGGAACUUAUUUUUAGUGAGGCUUGCAGAUAUGCAAUUAAGUUUGGUGAUCAGUUGUCUAAAGAUGACUGUGUUAAUAUGAUCGGUGCUCUCGCAAAUUGCAAGACUCCUUUUCAAUGCGCACAUGGUCGACCUGUUAUGGCAAUUAUCAUGGAAAUACCGAAUAAUAAUCUUACUUAUACGGUACUUAUUUUAUUCUUACAUUGAGGCAAAAUUAAAUUUUAUUUUAAAAACGAUAUUUAGCUUCUUUUUUU
Messenger RNA from Vanessa tameamea, 2237 nucleotides. Its product is annotated as DNA mismatch repair protein Mlh3-like. Gene Ontology annotation, biological process: mismatch repair. The record is from RefSeq and is a predicted model, not a curated record. NCBI's taxonomy places the organism in Eukaryota, Metazoa, Arthropoda, Insecta, Lepidoptera, Nymphalidae. The coding region runs from base 1 to 2190 and encodes 729 amino acids. Gene Ontology annotation, molecular function: ATP-dependent DNA damage sensor activity; ATP binding; mismatched DNA binding. Gene Ontology annotation, cellular component: mismatch repair complex. The transcript has 11 exons.